AUGAGCGGCUCCAAUUCGAUUGAUCAUUCUCGAAGCCCUUUGGGAGACGGUCCUUUUGCUCUGGGUAGAAUCGAAAUUGUCAAAAAAUCGAUCAAAAAUGACCCAAAUUUUGCUUUACCAAGGCUAGUGGUUGAUGACCGUAACGCGGACAUCAAUGCCCUUUUAAAAGCAGAUGUGGAACUGACAGAAAAAUUACAUGCUUAUAAGGAGUUGCGUAUAAUAGGAGGACUCUUGAAGGAGUUUUAUGUUAAUUUAGAGCUCUGGGAACUUGAAUCGUGCUUUUAUUCUUUGCGCAACAUCCAUCAAAAGCUGCAAAAAAACAUUCUGGCCGGCCAAUCAAGGCAAUUCAAACAAUCAGUCAACGAUUCGGUGGAUCAUCUUCAUUUUCAGCUCAUCGAACGCGUUCGUGAUGCGCUCGACGGGUUCUGGAAAUUUGGAAAGGACAGCAUCACUUUCAGAAGCAGUUUUACAACUGAGUCAGGGGACAAUGAGAUAUUGUACAAUGAAAUAUCUGAGUGUGUGAAGUCUCAUCUUUUUGAAGAUGCUGUGUUAGGUUCCAAUUCUUCGUGCUGGUUUGUUUCUUCAAUAGAAUCUAUCGCGACAAAAAACGUGGUCAUCCAAGAACUCUCGGCUAUUUCCGACAAAUACCUGAAGCAUGAACAAACUAUACUUUUUUUCAAGAAGUUCCUGUUUUCCUCGGAUAUCGUACUCUUUCUUGAGGGCAGCUGUAUCAUAUCUGAAAGACGCACUCGUACUAUCGACUUAACGCUCGAUAGCUUCCAAAACCUGGCCACAUUUUUGUCAGGCAUUGUAAGCGCAAAGGAUGCGGACCUGAUAUUGCAAAGUAUUGGCAACCUCCUGGUGAAUGAAAUAAUCAAGUUUGUGAGGCAAGAAGCAGCACAAUUACUGAUUGUAUCACAGCAACGACAGCGACUAAUUGACAUUAAUGCCGCCAUGGCAGAUCUGUCUCUUAACACCGCUGUUCACUGGUGUUAUGACAGGAGUAAGUUAGAUGUCCUCCUAGCUGACGAAAAGAUCAUCAUUGAUUUGAAGUUAGAUCAAAUUCUUCAUGACGAAUUAUUGAAGCUAAGAGCCAUUUUCGAAAGUGACAACUGGAGACUACCAAUGCUCGUUGAAAACCGCGAAAAUAAAUGUUUACCGGAAUCGAAACCUGAACAAGAGCAGGAUGAUGAUUUAGAUGAUGAGUGGGCUUGGAAUGAUGAUGAAGCAGAAAAAGACGAUAAAGACCACGUCAAAGAAGAUGUGGAUGAUGGAUGGGGGGAGGAAAUCGCGCUUGACCUUGAGAUCGAUCCGCUUCCGAAAAAUGAUGCUAAAUACUUCCAAACUAAGAGAGAAGCACAUUCAAAAAACGAAAGUCUCAUGAUAACACGGAUGCCGCAAGGAUUUAAACAAACUCUAAUAAACUUCGAAAAAGGAUGUGAUGCCCUAGGACGAAACCAGAUAUCAGCAACUUACCAUUAUAAGCUGCAAUUACUACUCACAUCCUUUAUGGCCAUGUGCAUGUGCAAAUAUACUGAGUGGUGGCAACUUUACAACGAUAUAACAGUUGUUAUAAGUGAAUGUUCGCCCAAAAUUAAUCUUUUUCGCUUGCACGAAUUGAAUGAGCGUUUUGUGCGUACGCAUAUAGAAAACAUGAAGAUUACUGCACAGCAGCUGAUUUUCCGUCAGCUCAAUGAGUUUUCCAGUGAAGAAAACAGACCCCAGUGGGAAUUCACAAAGAAAAAGCUUUUGCCCUUCGUACAAGAAAGUGUCAUACCUUCGCUUCUACGACUGGUUAAUGGUGGUAACAGACUAUCCGAAUUUCUUGACUUCACAUACAAUGAAUGUCUAAUUCAAAAAGUCCUCUCAUGGGAUGUUAUUUCCGAGAAGAAUUCAGAAAACAUUGCCAAAUUGAUCAAUAUUAUAGCCGCGGGGACGUCAGUCAAAGAGUUACGAGAUAAUCCACAACACGAGCAUUUAAGAGAGAGACUUGUCAUAACUGGCAAAGUGGUCAAUGCUCAUCUGACGGAUAUUAUGACUAUGUUUUCAGAUGGCGAUUUUUACCUAUUCACAACAGACGAAAUCAUUCAAUGGAUCGUCAAGUUAUUUGCAGAUACAGGUCUCAGAAGAGAAUGCAUUGACGAGAUUAGAGACGUUCGUGAGGAAAAUCGUCUUUAG
Molecule: messenger RNA, 2178 nt
Organism: Lachancea mirantina
Lineage: Eukaryota; Fungi; Ascomycota; Saccharomycetes; Saccharomycetales; Saccharomycetaceae
Source: the annotation of a GenBank genome assembly